CGUCAUUGAGGGAAGCCCUUUUUAAGAUCCCUGGAUACAGAGAUGCCACCGCCGCCACCGCCGCUCGGCUACGUCGGCUACGUCCUUUGCGCCAUCCUCGCUGCCGCGUGGAGCGGCCCCCUGAUUACCUUCACUCAGGGAAAACCCCUGCAGGUGAAACCGGGGUGUAGAUACGAAGGCCGCAGAUAUCAGGAGGGCGCUAUCGUUUCCACUUCAGAACCGUGUCUGCAGUGUCGCUGCGUCGAGGCCUCGCUGAGAUGUCGUCUUCGUGUCUGCCCGCGAACCCCAAAUCCUACACCGGCCGAGUGCCGCCUCCAGAUUUCUCCGGUCCAAGAAUGCUGCUCGGAGAUCGUCUGCGGUGAAUCGAGACAUGACAAUGAAAAUUCUCUAAGACGCAUAGAUAUCGAACCAGAUAACGUCACAGAAGAAGAUGAAAUUUCGGCAUGUGAACAUUUUCACAACAGUUUCCAAAUAUCGAACAUGCUAUUCAAUCGAUGCCUCUUUGAAGGAGUUCGAUACGGUGCUGGUUCCGCAAUGAUGGCGACUAGACGUUGCGAGUAUUGCUACUGUAUACUAGGCGCACGGCGUUGUGUCAGUCCAAAAUGCCUCUUGCCAUUACCAGGGUGCACUCCCCUCUAUGCCCCACACUCUUGCUGUCCAGUCGCCUAUAACUGCACUCACAAUCAGGAUGAAGAGACUUCGACAACGAUGCAAUCGCUGUCUUUGAAUGGUUGUCGCGUGGGAAAUCGAGUCUACAACGAAGGCGAGAUGGUGAAGGAUAUUGCAUGGAAGGCACCCUGCGACAACUGCUUCUGUGCCAUGGGAGCCGUGCGUUGUGUGCCACUGGCUUGCGCUCCGCCGCUCCAGGGCUGUAGCCCAAUUGUUAGAGAAGGUCAAUGUUGUCCGUCGACCUACAAUUGCAGUGGAAGUAUUGAGGUGAAGGCUACUCAGAACUACGCCUCGUACGCAUUUGUCAGCAAAGAUUACGCCAAUUUUCGAAAGGAAACGCACUUUCAUCCUGUCGAUAAUCAGAUGAGUCCCAUACUGUCAAACGCAAUUGUGGAGGGCCGAGGUCACAGGAUAAUCGAGGGGGACUCUUACACAACUGAUCCCAAGGACGUGGAGGCCGAGGAUUCUACGUCGUCUGCCUACACGAACGGCGAAGCCUCCACGACGUCAACCUUCGAGACGGACAGCAUGGGGAACGAGAUAUUUCCUGACACGACUGGGGAGCCGGUAAUACCCACGACGUUGCAGAUGUCGAACACUUUUUCGAGUCCUUUUUCCGGUGAGGCGAUCACCAGCUCCGAGGUCUCAACCUUAUCAAAAGAGUCAACCACCGUGCCGGAGACAUCGACGCACGAGCUCAAGGCUCCAGUCAGCACCGUAUCAACGCCGGAAGAAACCACUUCAGCCGAAAGUUGGAGCACCACCGAGGAGAUGAGCACAUCUGCGGGAGCAGAGGGUGAUCCCUCGGAGCAGGGGGUUGACGAAGAGCUGGACUCGACGGAAGCGAUGAUUCGAAGUACUGCAAUGGCAUCCAAUUCGUCGGGACCGACGGAGGAGCCGAUCCUUGGAACACGGGAGCGCCACAGGGAAGCCGAAACGAUGAAGGAGAAGGUGAUUACCUCGACGCAGGAAGAAUCGGUCACAACUUCUCCCACGACGAUCCUGAUGCCCGACGAUAUUUUCAUGAUGAACGUCACGCUGAAAAGCAAUGUUUCCGUCGGCCAAGCUGAGGGGGUGACCAUCACUCCGGUCCGAUCAAUAGCUCCUGACGUUCAAGCCAUUUUGAAUAUAACUCAGAGGGAGAAGGUAGAUGACUACGAUUAUUACAACGAACCAACGCUGCCUCCGUCCCUUCCGAACGUCAGGAUAAUUCCCUUCGUGGCCGCUGAUGCUCUGGUGAAAAACGAAAAGGACACGACCUCCGGUGUCACCGCGUAUCCGUCAGGAUCGGCUGUUGCGAUACGUGAACCUCAACGCACCACCGAAAGCUCCAAUUUUUACGACAUUGUGACCAGAGAAAACAGGUUCAGUCCACCUAUUGAAACAGAAGGCGGAUUCGUCCCCAAAGAUCCACCCUAUUUCGAAGCAUCCUAUCACUCGACCGAUCUGAGCUUGGAAAUUGGCACCGGUGUAACCGUAGUUCCCGCAGACAUCACAAAUCCGAAUAGAAAGGAGGACGGCCCGUCAAUGUCCAGCUGCCACUUUGAUACGAGACAGUAUCGCCACGGAGAAUUCAUUCCUGACAGCGGUUUGUGCGUGAUAUGCAUAUGCUACUACGGUGAGGUCGUGUGCUCUGACGAAAAAUGUCCACCAUUGAAAAUUGGAUGCAGGCGAGUCAAUAGUGACCUUGGAUGCUGUGGCGAAAUCAUUUGCAUCGAUACACCCGAGUCUCCAACGCUGGUGCUGGACCGUGCAGAUGCGACAAUGCCGUCACAACGCGAACCGAUGCAGUCAGUGGAUGGAAUCGCAACACCAGACCCCUUUCGAGAUGUCAUUAAAACAGAACCUGCUCCUGACUUGCCUUCCUUGAUCGAAGACAUGAUACCGUACCUUACCGAGCAUCGGAUCUCCACCCCGAGACCGACAACACCGAUGUCAAACGGCAUAAAGAUAAGCUCUACCAUCCGGAACGGUGACAUCAACCAAGAUCCCUCGCUGAUGGAACCUCCGAUUUACAAUCAUGGUGACCAGAUGAACCCACACAAAGAUGACGAGGUCAUUGUUUCGAACUCACCAACCUCAGUAGCCAAUGAAGUGGGCCAUAAUUCUUUUGUUCAGCAUUUGAAUCAGCCUCUUCAGGAAGUGGGCAAUGAUACCCAGGAUAACGAAGAACAUAACGAUAAAUUCGUGACUCAGAACUCUUCAGGUUUCAACUAUUCCAAGUACGGUGACAAGGAUGUCAGUUUGAAUAGCAACGGCUCUAUGCAAGAUCUAGGAUUCGAAUCAAACCCAGAAAUCACGGAAUCCAUUCCACUCAAGUCUGAUAAAGCCAAGGAUACUGUGACCAAGUUGUCUCAAGGAGAUUCAAACGACGAAGAGGACUCGAUGUAUUCCUUUGAAAGCGUUUUUGACCUCUUAUUUUCUGACUCUAAAACGGAAAAGCCUGCAGCGCAGGUUUCUAUUCAGCAAGCGGUGUUUUCUACUGGAGAAACCUCCACGAGUCAGACAGUUACCAAGGCUUCUUCAACGCUGACUGCGCUAUCAACGACGCCUUCACCGUCACCGGCCCAGACUACCAAAUCUUCUAUUGCCAAACCUACCACACUAAUGAUAUUCAAUACAUCGAACAGCGCCCAAGUACGUGACGAAGAUGUGUCUACGAUGGUUGGCAGUCUCCUAAAAUUAGCCGGCUGCAAUAUUUACGGACGAAUGUAUCGCGUUGGAAAGAUCAUUACGGAACUGUCGGGACCUUGCCUCCAGUGCAGAUGCACGGAGGUCGGAGUCCAGUGUAAGAAACUCUCGUGUCGAUAGUUAUCUCACAUCCAACUAACGUGCCGAUUUUUUGACAAAUUUCCAUUUCUUUGAUUGCCAACUGACUUGCCAUAGGAUGCUAAUUAUAUAGGACUUCGUGUGUUUUAUGAUAUAUGUGUAUGAUGCGUUUCAGUUUCGAUAUGGUACAGCUGUGUCGCGUUAUAAAUCUGUUAGCCGAUUAUCCUACGUCAACCUCAUUGUAGGUUUUUUCCAUAUAAACCAUCUCUAUCAUAGACUGACUCGAGUUUUACCAAGACAAUUGUAAACCCUAGAUAUAGCAGCGUAAUCUCACAUCUCUUAGAGCGUUAUCUCCUCACAGCUCGGCGACCAGUCUUAUAGUAAGCGCGUGAUGACUUCAUUUAGCUUUUAUGGAGAUUGUAGAAAUAAAAAGAAAUAAAAAAAAAACUUGCAUUCACUGCCGGAGAGAUAUUUAUAACAUGUGAUUUAAACCGUAUCAGCCAGCACCGAGUUAUUUUUUCUUUUUCUUGUUUUGUUUGUCUCGCCAAAAUUUUAACCACGAUUUAAAACAUUCGUGCUACAUUCUGAAAGAUUCUGCAAUAUAAAGGCACAAAUAUGGUUAUAUGUGAUAUGUAACGAAUGAUUGCCGUCCAAGGAAAUUCCAUACUUUAAUAAUAGAACUAGUUUUUAAUUGUUCUGGAUUCGUGUAAGGGAAAGUAUACACAUUAGGGUAGUUCUUAUUGAGGGGGUUGACGAUUUUUUUCCGGGUAACCCUCCAAAUCAACUACAAAUACUUCAAAAACAAUUCCCUAAUUUUUUUAGUUUUUUUAUUUCAACCCUAACCCGUGCCUGUAAGAGGGUGGAUUUCCCCAUUUUAAAUACAAGUGUUUCGGACAUAUUCUUAGUAUAUAUUUUAUAGUAAGAGUAUACUCAAAAAAAAUCUGUAACUGCGAGGUUUCAUUGGGCAUUGGUGCUAAUAUGCGGGAAAAAAUUCACAUUAUCAUACCAUACAAUCUUGAAAAAUUGCACACCGUCGAAAUCCGACUUUUUUCCAUUUAGAGGAAGUGCAAUUUGUCUAGAUUACCUGGUAGGAUGGUGUGAAUUUUUUCUCAGAUAGUAGCACUCAUGCCCACUAAAACCUCGCAGUUAUAGAUUUUUUUGUAUGUUAUUACUCUUGCAGUAAGAUAUAUGUACCGAGAAUGUGUCCAAAAUACGUGUAUUUUAAAUGAGAAAGUCCUCCCUCUUACAGGCACGGGUUAGAGUUCAGAUAAUAAUCUGAAAAAAAUUGGAAACUCUUUUUGAAUUAUUUAAAGUUGACUUGGCGGGCGGUUCGGAAAAAAUUCGUUCCACCUUGAUAAGGACCACCCUAAUACGCAUACACGUACCAAUUGCAAUCUAGAGUAAAUGGGUGGUCUGUAAUGUAUACAUACAUAAUUAGUACAUGGAAUUUUGAUUAUCUGUUUUUGAUCGUGAAUGUAUUUGGAGAGUAUUUAUUCAACCAGUCUUGCGUCACUGAUUUUUUGAAAGACUGUGUAGAAGACACAGAAAAGUCUAUAUAUUGACAGCUCUUAUUAUGGUUCUGGAUUAAAAAUAUGAACUGAAUGCACAUUGGCAAUGAAAAUAUAUUUUUAGCUACA
Neodiprion virginianus is the source of this 5075-nucleotide messenger RNA. RefSeq lists its product as uncharacterized. The transcript is spliced from 14 exons. Gene Ontology annotation, molecular function: protein binding. The coding region runs from base 43 to 3480 and encodes 1145 amino acids. NCBI's taxonomy places the organism in Eukaryota, Metazoa, Arthropoda, Insecta, Hymenoptera, Diprionidae. The record is from RefSeq and is a predicted model, not a curated record.